CGGCUUUUUUCCCUGUGUGUUGCCAUACUGCAAUGUCCGGGAGUCCUGCUGUGGUUCUUCGUCUGGUGGCCUCAGCUUACACUGUGGCUGAGAAAGCUGGAGAGAUUGUGAGGAAAGUACUUCACCGUGGAGACCUCGGCAUAGUGGAGAAGGAAGGCGCUCAUGAUCUGCAGACAUUAGCAGACAGACUUGCACAGAAGAGCAUCUGUGCUUCACUGUCUAGACGCUUCCCCAAAAUCACUAUUAUUGGCGAGGAGGAACUUCCAGCUGAGGAGGUCACAGAGGACCUGAUUGAAAAUGGCCAAUCAGAAGAAAUUCUUCAGAAAGUAUGUCCAGCAGAAUACAGUGGAUUGAAAGAGGAGGAGCUAGUCGUUUGGGUGGAUCCAGUGGAUGGCACUAAGGAGUACACUGAAGGGCUUCUCGAUAAUGUGACGGUGCUUAUCGGAAUCGCCUAUGCAGGCAGAGCAAUCGCAGGUGUCGUCAACCAGCCUUUCUACAACUACCAGCUUGAGCCAGGGGUGCAUAUGGGGAGAACCAUGUGGGCAAUGCUUGGCCUGGGUGCCUUCGGAUUUCAGCUACAAGAAGUUCCGAACAACAAACGCAUAGUCACGACCACCCGUUCCCAUAGCAACAAGAUUGUAACAGACUGUGUCAAUGCAAUGGAACCUCAUGAGGUUAUAAGAGUGGGAGGUGCAGGAAACAAGAUCAUCCAACUUAUCGAGGGCAAGGCUUCCGCUUAUGUCUUUGCAAGUCCAGGAACCAAAAAGUGGGACACAUGUGCUCCUGAAGUUCUCCUGCAUUGUGUUGGAGGUAAACUGACGGACAUGUUUAAUAAUCCAUACUGCUAUGACGCUAAUGUGAAACGUAUGAACUCUGCUGGUGUUCUCGCAACGCUCCGAAAUCACGAAUACUACAUCAGCAGAGUGCCUCAGUCGGUGCUGCAAGCCCUCAAAUCUGACUGAGGCGCCUGCAGUAUUCUGUGUACAUAACACACACUAAUGUCAUAUAUCACAGACAAACUGUUGGUAUAAAAAAAGACGACUCAUCGUGGCCGUUUUUGAUGACUACAGUGGGCUCAUGCCAAACAGGCUGAGGUCAUUUUCCAAUAUAUUUUAUAUUUAAUGCAGAGUGGUUAGUCAUCUGUAAAAUAUAUUUAACAAUAAAAUAAAUACUCUCAAUUUUCAUCCUGUAAU
Molecule: messenger RNA, 1193 nt
Organism: Corythoichthys intestinalis (scribbled pipefish)
Lineage: Eukaryota; Metazoa; Chordata; Actinopteri; Syngnathiformes; Syngnathidae
Gene: bpnt1
Product: bisphosphate nucleotidase 1
Exons: 9
Coding region: 33-962 (309 amino acids)
Biological process (GO): phosphatidylinositol phosphate biosynthetic process
Molecular function (GO): 3'(2'),5'-bisphosphate nucleotidase activity
Source: RefSeq, a predicted model, not a curated record